AUUGAGCUGACAACAUUACUUUAUUACAUACUACAAGGCAACCAGAAAUAUUGUGUGGUAAGCACAGUGUGUACAAUGUCUACCUUAAAUUUCCCUGUGAUGACCCUCCGACAACCGCCGGAGUUCACCGGAAAUGUAAACAGGCAAAAACCCAUCACACUUCAUCCCCGCAGAAGACACUUGACACUCCCCUUGGCCUCAAAUUCACCACAGCCAGCUGAGCAAAAACCCAUCAUUGAGCUCCAGUUUAUAGGGCCAAAAGCGGGAGGAGAUGGAAAAUAUCCAGUAGAUGAAGUCACAGAAGUGAGUGGAGAGAAAGUUCUGAGGAAGAUUAUGGAGGAUAACAAACUUGAGCUUUAUGCUACUUAUGGAAAGCUGAUGAAUUGUGGUGGGGGUGGAAGUUGCGGAACAUGCAUCGUAGAGGUAAUUGAGGGGAAGGAUCUUUUGAGUGAAAGAACAAAUGCGGAACUGAAGUAUCUAAAGAAGAAACCAGAGUCGUGGAGAUUGGCUUGCCAAACUAUUGUUGGAAAUAAAGAAAAUUCGGGAAAGGUAGUGAUCCAGAGGUUGCCUCAGUGGAAGAAGUGAAAUGAAAUGUAGGUAUUCUCCGAGUUACCUAGUUUUGUUCAAGAAGGUUAUCGAUUUAUAUUGCAAAUUUAAUUGUAGAUAAAGAGAUGAUGUUUGUAUACACCAAGGAAAAUGGGGCCUCAGUCCUGUGAACGUUAGAGGGCAAGUUUGGGUUUAGAGUGCAUAAUACAACUUGUUGCUGCAAAUAUUAUGUGAACUAUUAUGAUGUCGAAUACAAUUUAAGUAUAUUAUGAUAUUGCAAGUUCA
Daucus carota subsp. sativus is the source of this 831-nucleotide messenger RNA. RefSeq names its product photosynthetic NDH subunit of subcomplex B 3, chloroplastic. Lineage: Eukaryota; Viridiplantae; Streptophyta; Magnoliopsida; Apiales; Apiaceae. The coding region runs from base 76 to 585 and encodes 169 amino acids. Gene Ontology annotation, biological process: P450-containing electron transport chain. Gene Ontology annotation, cellular component: mitochondrion. Gene Ontology annotation, molecular function: 2 iron, 2 sulfur cluster binding. The transcript has 6 exons. The record is from RefSeq and is a predicted model, not a curated record.